GUACAUUCUGUGUUUCUUGGAGUGUAAAUAUGAGUCAAUAACCUCACGUGUUUCACGUCAGAGCCCAGCCAAGCACAUGUGGGUAGACCAAUGAAGCUAAAAAUCUGUAAUAAACUACAGAAACAAAAGUGUAGACAAAUUUGGAUCUUGACUGGCAUUUUAUAGACCGCUUUGUUCUUUUGCGAUAUUGUUCUGGCAUUGCUCGCUUUAAAAGUUAAUGCGCUCUCCCGGCCCCGCCGGACACGCGCGCCUCCGGUGCACGCGCACCAUUCUUGGUGCCGCUGUCGGUAGUGCUGCAAUGGCGGCACUGUAGGCUUGGACAUGGUACCCUGAGUUGAAUGGAGUUUUAUUUUUUUAAUCGAGGGUGGAGAAGGACGAAGAGCGCGUGAAAGCAGGGCACCGGAGCGUACUGCCUCGGAGAGCUUGUAUUUGAAGUGGAGAUUGGAGGCGGGGAGGUUUGCAUUUCUUUCCCCGAGUCGGAGACGGAGCGAGUGUAAGGCAAGGACUGCGAAACCUUCUGCCUACAUCUGCAUGCAAUAAACCGCCGCCGCCGCCAGCCGAUCGCUCGUCAGCCAAACGAGGCGAGUCGGAUCCUGCGCGAGCACUUCAGCCAAGGACUGAAGCAGAUCCAGACCCGGCCGGAGCACCAUGGCAGAGCGGAAUUCCACUGGAUUACUAAUGAUGAUGCUGGAGCCGACACCCGCGACGGCUCUCACCCUGCCUGCGGAGGUGCGGGAGAAGCUGGCCGAGCUGGAACUCGAGCUGUCGGAAGGCGACAUCACCCAAAAGGGCUAUGAGAAGAAGCGAGGAAAGCUACUGGCCCCCUACAUCCCACAGAUACAAGGCGUAGACCCAUCUCUGCAGAUCGACAACAGAAUCCAGGCCUCCUCGCAAGUGUGUCCCAUUGGCUCCAAGCAGAACAAGUCCCGGCCCAACAACUCCAGGGAUGAGCGCUUCCGAUCCGACCUGCACACGGAAGCCGUACAAGCAGCCUUGGCCAAGUACAAAGAGAGGAAGAUGCCCAUGCCUUCUAAACGGAGGUCCGUGCUAGUGCAGUCCUCUGUGGAAGCAUGUACCCCCCCAGACACCUCAUCGGCCUCAGAAGACGAGGGCUCACUUCGGCGGCAGGGCCGGCUGGCCACCUCCACGCCGUACCACCCCACCCCCGGCGUGGAGCACUGGUUUAACAGGGUCAUCCAGGGCUCGUCCACCUCAUCCUCCGCAUCCUCCACCUCAUCCCACCCAGGAGGAAGGCCCCACACAGCCGCCGUCGCCGUGCUGGCAGAUCUCAUGGCACACACCCAGCUAGACAACCAUUCGGCACCGCCCGAUGUGACGGGCCUAUCAGAGCGCUCUCUGCAUGUGGAGCGUCCCCAGGAUGCCUCGGUCCGGGGGGUCCCCAGGGGCUACAACAACUCCAACCUGCUGGAGACCGCAGAUGGCUCUGAUGGGAAAGUUGCCGGGGUGUCCCUAGCGAUCGAUGGGGUGCCGGUCAACAGUCGCGUGUCGUCAAAGAUCCAGCAGCUGCUCAACACACUGAAGAGGCCCAAACGGCCGCCGCUGCGCGAGUUCUUCCUCGACGACUUUGAGGAGUUGCUGGACGUCCAGCACCCAGACCCCAACCAGCCAAAGCCAGAGGGUACCCAAAUGAGCCCCCUAGCAGGAGAGCCCCUGGGUGUGGUCUCCAACUGGCCCCCGUCCCUGCUGGCGUCUCUGCAGCGAUGGGGCACCACCCAGCCCAAGAGCCCCUGCCUGACUGCACUGGAUAACUCUGGCAAGGCCGUCUACACCAUCACUUACGGAAAGCUGUGGACGCGUAGUCAGAAGCUGGCAUACACGCUCCUCAACAAGCUGAGCUCUCGCAAUGAGCCGCUCCUGCGGCCGGGUGACCGGGUGGCGCUAGUGUUCCCCAACAAUGACCCAGUGAUGUUCAUGGUGGCAUUCUAUGGCUGUUUACUGGCAGAGCUGGUCCCAGUGCCCAUUGAGGUGCCUCUCACUAGGAAGGAUGCAGGAAGUCAGCAAAUCGGAUUCCUAUUGGGCAGCUGCGGGGUAGCCCUGGCCCUGACCACAGACGCCUGUCAGAAGGGUCUCCCUAAAGCACAGACGGGAGAGGUCGUGACCUUUAAAGGCUGGCCACGGUUGCUGUGGUUCGUGACAGACGGGAAACACGUGGUGAAACCCCACAAGGACUGGCACCCCCCCAUCCGGGACGCCAGCAACGAGACCGCCUACAUCGAGUACAAGACGAGCAAGGAAGGCAGCACCAUGGGUAUCACGGUCUCGCACGCCGCCAUGCUGGCCCACUGCCACGCCCUCACGCAGGCCUGCAGCUACUCCGAAGGCGAGACGAUCACGAAUGUCUUGGACUUCAAGCGAGACGCGGGUCUGUGGCACGGGGUCCUCACAAGUAUAAUGAACCGGAUGCACGUGAUCAGCAUCCCGUACUCCCUGAUGAAGGUGAACCCCCUCUCCUGGAUUCAGAAAGUGCAUACAUACAAGGCGCGGGUUGCGGUGGUGAAGUCUAGGGACAUGCACUGGUCGCUCUUGGCCCAGCGAGACCAGCGUGACAUCAGCCUCAGCUCACUGCGAAUGCUCAUCGUCGCCGAUGGGGCCAACCCCUGGUCCAUCUCGUCCUGCGACGCCUUCCUCAACGUGUUCCAGUCUCGUGGGCUCAGGCCGGAGGUGAUAUGCCCUUGUGCCAGUUCCCCCGAAGCUAUGACUGUCGCCAUUCGCAGACCUCCAGAGAUGGGCGUGCCCCCCCCAGGAAAGGCGGUUCUGUCCAUGAGUGGGCUCAGCCACGGCGUCAUUCGGGUCGACACAGAGGAGAAGCUUUCGGUUCUGACUGUGCAAGAUGUUGGCCAAGUCAUGCCUGGCGCCCUGGUGUGUGUAGUGCGGAUAGAGGGGACGCCAUACCUGUGCCACAGCGACGAGGUGGGUGAGAUCUGUCUGAGCUCGAGCAGCACUGGUGUCUCGUACUUCGGCUUGCCAGGCAUGACCAAGAACGUGUUUGAGACCGUGCCCGUGGCUGCAUCGGGGGCCCCCAUCUCUGACCGGCCCUUCACGAGAACCUCCCUCCUGGGCUUCGUGGGGCCGGAUAACUUGGUGUUUGUGGUGGGGAAGAUGGACGGCCUGAUGGUGGUCAGCGGGCGGAGACACAAUGCUGACGAUGUUGUUGCCACGGCGCUGGCAGUAGAGCCUAUGAAGUUUGUGUACCGAGGAAGGAUCGCGGUAUUCUCUGUGACGGUCCUCCAUGACGAGCGGAUUGUGGUGGUGGCUGAGCAGAGGCCAGACGCGUCGGAGGAGGACAGCUUCCAGUGGAUGAGCCGUGUACUGCAGGCCAUCGACAGCAUCCACCAGGUGGGGGUGUACUGCCUGGCACUGGUCCCGGCCAACACGCUGCCCAAGGCCCCGCUGGGGGGCAUCCACAUCUCAGAGACCAAGCAACGCUUCCUGGAGGGGGCGCUGCAUCCCUGCAACGUGCUAAUGUGCCCCCACACCUGUGUCACCAACCUGCCCAAGCCCAGGCAGAAGCAGCCAGAGGUGGGACCCGCUUCUAUGAUAGUGGGGAACCUUGUGGCCGGGAAGAGGAUCGCCCAGGCGUGUGGUAGGGAUGUGACCCAGCUGGAGGACAAUGACCAGGCACGUAAGUUCCUGUACCUGCAGGACGUCCUGCAGUGGAGAGCCCAGGCCACCCCAGACCAUCCUCUGUUUCUGCUGCUUAACGCAAAGGGCACCGUGGCCAGCAGCGCCUCCUGCCUGCAGCUCCACAAGCGUGCCGAGCGGGUGGCCGUGGCCCUCAUGGAGAAGGGCCGGCUCAACACCGGGGACCACGUGGCCCUCGUCUAUCCCCCCGGAAUCGACCUCAUCGCCACCUUCUACGGGUGCCUGUACGCUGGCUGUGUGCCCGUGACCGUCAGGCCCCCCCACCCGCAGAACCUGGCCACCACCCUGCCCACCGUCAAGAUGAUUGUCGAGGUCAGCAAGUCUGUCUGCAUCCUCACCACACAAGCAAUAAUGAAACUGCUGAAAUCCAAAGAAGCUGCAGCCGCUGUAGAUGUGAAAACGUGGCCCACGGUGCUGGACACAGACGACCUCCCGAGGAAGAGGCCCCCCCACAUCUACAAGCCCCCCACGCCAGAGAUGCUGGCCUACCUGGACUUCAGCGUGUCCACCACCGGCAUCCUGGCCGGAGUGAAGAUGUCCCACUCUGCCACCAGUGCUUUGUGUCGCUCCAUUAAGCUGCAGUGUGAGUUGUACCCAUCCCGUCAGAUCGCCAUCUGUCUGGACCCCUACUGCGGGCUCGGCUUCGCCCUCUGGUGCCUCUGCAGCGUGUACUCAGGACACCAGUCCAUCCUGGUACCCCCCCUGGAGCUGGAGAGCAAUGUGUCUCUCUGGCUGGGGGCCGUUAGUCACUACAAGGUGCGAGUGACCUUCUGCUCCUACUCUGUCAUGGAGAUGUGCACCAAAGGCCUAGGCCUGCAGACCGAGGCCCUCAAGAUGCGGAACAUCAGCCUGGCCUGUGUGCGGACGUGCAUGGUGGUCGCAGAGGAGAGGCCCCGCAUUUCCCUCACCCAGUCCUUCUCCAAGAUCUUCAAGGAUCUGGGACUCUCCCCCCGAGCCGUCAGCACCACCUUCGGCUGCCGCGUGAAUAUCGCCAUCUGCCUGCAGGGCACAGCAGGUCCGGACCCCACCACAGUCUAUGUGGAUAUGAGAGCCCUGCGACACGACAGGGUGCGGCUGGUGGAGAGGGGGUCUCCACAUAGCCUGCCUCUGAUGGAGUCUGGAAAGAUCUUGCCUGGGGUGAAGGUGAUCAUCGCCAAUCCAGAGACGAAGGGACCUUUGGGCGAUUCGCACCUGGGGGAGAUCUGGGUGAGCAGCCCCCACAAUGCCACAGGCUACUACACCGUCUACGGCGAGGAGGCCCUGCACGCAGACCACUUCAACACCCGGCUGAGUUUCGGUGACACGCAGACCAUGUGGGCGCGCACAGGGUACCUGGGCUUCCUACGCCGCACCGAGCUCACGGACGCCAGCGGGGAACGGCACGACGCGCUGUACGUGGUGGGCUCCCUGGACGAGACCCUGGAGCUCCGCGGCAUGCGCUACCACCCCAUCGACAUCGAGACGUCCGUCAUUCGGUCACACAAGAGCAUCGCUGAGUGCGCUGUGUUCACCUGGACCAAUCUGCUGGUGGUGGUGGUGGAGCUGGAGGGCUCGGAGCAGGAGGCCCUGGACCUGGUGGCCCUGGUGACCAACGUGGUGCUGGAGGAGCACUACCUGAUCGUGGGCGUGGUGGUGGUGGUCGACCCGGGCGUCAUACCCAUCAACUCGCGCGGCGAGAAGCAGCGCAUGCACCUGCGGGACGGAUUCCUGGCCGACCAGCUGGAUCCCAUCUACGUGGCGUACAACAUGUGAUCCCUGCCUCUACCGAGACGCCAGGAAAAGGAAGGAGAGCAGGCCAGCUUUGCACGCUGCGGGAAAGGGCAAGCGUGGGGGGUGGGACUCUGCCCCACGUCUGUUCUUCCCUCGGAAAAUAUUGAGAACCAUUUUGGAGGGCUUAUCGGUUAUACAGUUUAACAUUGGUAUUACUAACCUUCCAUUCACACUUUCAAAACAAGACCCCUUGUUGAAGCAAGGUGAGGGGCUGGCUAAGGCGUACUUGGUUUUUGUUUACUUGGUUGAAUGUCAGUAUUGAGUAAAUUGUCUGGCGUGUCCCAGUACUGCAGCCCCCCCCCACCCCCACCGCCUUGCUCCAGCAGCUCAGAUGUGGUCAAGCUAGCGGAAUGGCACUAGGGGGCGCCAUUUCGUCAAUGUGCCUCAUUUCAUUCAUAGGGGCUUGGGUAAUGCCUUUCCCAUGCCUGCAUUAAAGCUUAAGAUAUUUAUUUAGCACAGAAAUUAUUCAGAUAAUUAAGAUUGAUGUCCAGCACAAAACUUCUGAAAUUUAAGGAAAUUCCUCAUUUAUUUUUCUUUUUUUCAAAAAACAUUUCUGUUUGAGUUUUAACAAAAACUUCUUAGGAUUCCUAUAUGAUGGCCUGUGUUAUUUUUAAAGACAGGAUGUCUUAAUAUUUUUUCAAUAUUUCUGUAUACAAUUGAUUGAUUUUAUUUUAUAACUGAGACCAUCUAACAGCAUAAGCAUAAUCCUACAUUUGAAGUUUGACAGGCGUAAAUACUAAUUCGGGUUUCUUAAGAUUAUCAUUUUUUUACCAGGUGUUUUAAAAUGAGGCCUUAACUUGCUCAGCCAGCUGUCUGUGAGCUUUGCGAACGUCGAUAAGUUCACUAUUCAGCUGUGAUGAUGUGAGGGAGGUGUGGGUGCACCAUUGGGUCCUGACCCCCUUCCCCUCCAAUAAAAUUCCCGAGGGUGUGCCUCUAUGGGGGAGGGGCACGGUGUGUCUGUACCACGAGUUCACGAGUUUCCCUGUGGAAGAUGAUCUACGUCUUAUGCAAAGUGAGCAUCUCGGUUGAAACCUAUGCUGUCUAACUUCUGAGCUCACAAUUUAAGUCCAUUAUUUUUUGUGUCUAUCCACAUUCUCUGCAGAAGAAAACCGAGGUAUUGAAUAGGUGUCAUAUUGCGUUGGUGAUUUAGGAACGGAAAUGUUUGUAAAGUGAAUCUGUAGACAUGUUUCGUCUAUAGAUGGUGGUUUUUUUAUUAUUUUUUUUUUUUUUGAAGGACUUGCGUGGUGUGAGUGAGAUAGAAGAGGCUUCUUUGCUGAAUGUAUACAAGGUUGGAUGUACUGUUAUUCCAAUGGGAGUCGGAGGCCAAAAGCUCGCUAUAAACUCACUGCUCUGUCAAAUAGGACGCUUACCAGCCUCAUACAAACAUGCGCUUCUUUCGGGUAAUUUCCUACGGUGGUUUAUGUCAUGACGACACGCUGUAAAUCCAUCCAUCUGGGGCCAGAGGGUAGAACAAUAACACAACAUAGGCCAUCAAAGACUCUGACAUCCAUUUUGAAGCGUAGCCGCAGAUGUUGUGAAGCGCGCGGAGGGGGUUGGGGCAGGCUUACCGGCAAGCUCGACCCGGCACCGGUGAACCUGUGAUGCAAAGACUGCCCCUCAACUGGAUCCUGACGCUUGCCCCGCCCUCCUCGCUUGUGUGGACCUCGUGGAAACCGCAAGCCUACUGUAAUUUAUGUACAGAUCUUGUAUAAGUUAUUUUGGGAUUAUAACAUUUCUGGAAAUUCCAGAACAGACUGUGGCCACAGUUCCUUGGAGCAAGGCAGACGAUCGCCUCAGAAUGGACUCCCACACUAACCGACUUUUAAAUAAAUGUUCUAGGUUUGUUUUAUAAGCAGGGAGGAAGAGAGUAAAUACAUAUGCGAGGAAUAAAGCAAAUCUUGUACGAUUUUUUUUUAUUAAACCAUGAGGACACUUCUUGCUGCUUUUCAAAGGAGGAAGGAAAAGCAGAAAGCACAUUAAAAUAUUUUAAGAUGAAAACGAGACUUUUGUGGUAAAGCUUCAGAAAGUUAUUUCUCUCUUCGGUUCCUUCAUUUGUUUUCUGAGCGCGCUCAGAUUGUGGACAUCAAUGUGAAGAGUCUCAAUAACACCAUUCGUUUUCUUUGAUAUAUGUUCUGAACAUUAAAUGGUUUUAAAAUAAAAUGAUUUUCUUAUAAGACAACCAAGAGACUGUGCAAUGUCAUGGAAAUUCUAAACGCUUAUUAAAUGGUUUAUAUUGACAUUUUUGGUUAA
Messenger RNA from Brienomyrus brachyistius, 7683 nucleotides. RefSeq names its product disco-interacting protein 2 homolog A (gene dip2a). The record is from RefSeq and is a predicted model, not a curated record. Gene Ontology annotation, cellular component: cell surface. NCBI's taxonomy places the organism in Eukaryota, Metazoa, Chordata, Actinopteri, Osteoglossiformes, Mormyridae.